CAGGCCGCCAACGGCGUGAAGGCGUGGCAGGUGGCCGAGCACGCCCGCCGGUCGGCUGCGCGGCAUGAGCAGGACUGCGCCCGGCUCGCGCACGCGUGCGCGCGGCGCUGCGAGCUCGUCCGGCGGCGGCAGGCGGAGGAGCGGCAGGCAAGCCCGCGCCCCUGGCCCCCCUCCCCGCCCCCGCGCGCGCCCGUGGCGGGGGAGGCGGUUGCGGCGAAGGCCUGGCUGUCUUGUUGCCGCUGCGCUGCUCUGCUGCGGACUAGCUUCGAAGUCCUCUCCGCCUCCGGCCGGGCCGAGCAGCCGACGAGCACGGCACUGG
Molecule: messenger RNA, 319 nt
Organism: Prorocentrum cordatum
Lineage: Eukaryota; Dinophyceae; Prorocentrales; Prorocentraceae
Source: the annotation of a GenBank genome assembly